Messenger RNA from Aspergillus bombycis, 966 nucleotides. RefSeq names its product NmrA/HSCARG family protein. Bases 1 to 966 code for a protein of 321 amino acids. Lineage: Eukaryota; Fungi; Ascomycota; Eurotiomycetes; Eurotiales; Aspergillaceae. The transcript has a single exon. The record is from RefSeq and is a predicted model, not a curated record.
AUGUCUCUGGCUGUCAUUGUUGGUGCCACCGGCACCCAAGGUGGCUCAGUUGCUCAUGCCCUGGCCAAAGAUCCCUCAUGGAAAGUACGAGGUCUUACUCGCAACGCCGCUAGCGCCAAGGCCAAAGCACUUGAGGCUCUAGGCGUUGAAAUGGUUGCUGCCGAUCUGAAUGAUAUCGGGACCCUACAGGCAGCCUUCAACGGCGCUACGGCUAUCUUCGCAGUGUCUGAUUUCUGGACUGCCGUCUUCCAGGGUGGCACCGACACUGCACAGACGGUGGAGCUUCAGCACCUCAUCAACAUUGCGGACUCCGCCGCCCAAAUCCCGACCCUCCAACACUUGGUCCUCAGCGUUCUGCCAUCCUGCGACAAGCUCUCCGGGGGAAAGCUGCCAUGCCCGCAUUGGGAUGCCAAGGCCAGGGGUGCGGAUUAUGUCAAGACAUCGCUACCGCAACUGGCAGCGAAGACGACGUUCGUCUGGACAGGAUUCUAUUUGGAUAACUUUGCCAAUCUGCCCUCAAUGCAACCCCAACCAUUCUUGGGCAACUACAUUCUGGCCCAAGCCUCAAAGCCUGACGCGAUUGUUCCUUGCGGCGGGAUUGUGGCGACGAACACGGGCAUUGUGGUCCAGGCAAUUCUCUCCCAGCCCGAGAAAACGUAUGGGAAGUAUGUACCCAUUAUCACCGACCUGAUCUCCUGGACCCGGGUCGCGGAGGAAUGGAGCAAAGCUGCUGGAAAGACGGCCGUGUAUGCCGAGCUGACCGAUUCAGAGGCGGCCAAGGCCUAUGGCCCCCUAUUUGGACCAGAGAUAGCCAGCCAGUUGCGGUUUAGCGAGCAGUAUCCGGAUUGGAACCAGUUCUACCCCGAGGAGACUAUCACAUUGGAGGAGCUCGGCGUCAACGAUAAGGUUGUUGGCGUUGCCCAAGGUCUUGAGUUGCUCAAGGACCAGAUCGUACCUCGACCCUGA